Messenger RNA from Sipha flava (yellow sugarcane aphid), 624 nucleotides. RefSeq lists its product as uncharacterized. NCBI's taxonomy places the organism in Eukaryota, Metazoa, Arthropoda, Insecta, Hemiptera, Aphididae. Gene Ontology annotation, molecular function: DNA binding; nucleotide binding; DNA-directed DNA polymerase activity. The transcript has 3 exons. The record is from RefSeq and is a predicted model, not a curated record. The coding region runs from base 1 to 624 and encodes 207 amino acids. Gene Ontology annotation, biological process: DNA replication.
AUGAACAUGCACGGCGACUUCAGAUGGGUCGAGCCUACACUCGACGGUCUGGUAUGUGUAAGCGAUACCUCCGAGGUAGGACGGGUGUACGAGGUCGAUAUCUCGUACCCCAAAGAUCUGCACGAGUUACAUAACGAUCUUCCGUUCCUGCCUGAGAACAGUGUCCUGCCAGGCUCGAAAUUAUCGAAGCUGAUGGCCACCCUGGGGUCUCGGAAGAACUACGUGGUACAUUACCUAAACUUAAAACAGGCCGUGGCUAACAAACUGAAAGUGAACAAGGUACACAGAGUGUUCGAGUUUCGGCAAUCGGCCUGGUUGGCUCAGUAUAUAAAUUUAAACACGGGAAUGCGUCAGAAGGCUGUGAAUGAUUUUGAAAAAGAUUUCUAUAAGCUGAUGAACAACAGCGUUUUCGGUAAAACAAUGGAAUCCGUUCGUAAACGUAUGCACAUGGAGCUAGUGUCAAGCGAUACACGGGUGCAAAAAUUAAUCAAUAAGACGACGUGUAAAGAUUGUAAAUAUUACGGGGAUAAUUUGGUGGCAAUCACGCUGGAAAAUAAAAUAAUAAAAUUCGACAAGCUCAUAUACAUCGAGUGUUUGCGGUAUUGGAAGUCAGCAAGUCAUUAA